AUGCUCCAGACCACACCAGGGGAGUUAGAGGUACCCAGCGUCCCUGCUUCAUUGCUCCGGACCACCACCAGGGGAGUUAGAGACCACCACCAGGGGGAGUUAGAGUACCCAGCGUCCCUGCGUCAUUGCUCCAGACCACCACCAGGGGAGUUAGAGGUACCAGCGUCCCUGCGUCAUUGCUCCAGACCACCACCAGGGGGAGUUAGAGGUACCAGCGUCCUGCGUCAUUGCUCCAGACCACCACCAGGGGAGUUAGAGGUACCCAGCGCCCUGCGUCAUUGCUCCAGAACCACCACCAGGGGAGUUAGAGGGUAUGUGUCUGUACGAGGGUAUGUGUCUGUUGUACCAGGGUCGGUGUCUGUUGUACUAGGGUCGUUGUCCGUUGUACCAGGGUCGGUGUCUGUUGUGCCAGGGUCUGUGUCUGUUGUGCCAGGGUUGCUGGUGCUUUGUGUCCCAACUAACUUCCUCUUUCGUCUGUCAGGUUCUGGAGGUGUGGAGCUGCUCCUCGUCCUGUGCGGCCUGGACCUCUCCUCCCCCUGUCCCAGGAACUGUAUCUGCUACACCUCUCCCAGCACCGUAUCCUGUCAGGCACAUAACUUUCUGUCUGUCCCAGAGGAGAUCCCAGCACAGAGCGAGAGGGUCUUCCUGCAGAACAACAAGAUCCAGCGUCUGCUGCGAGGCCACUUCAGCCCCACCACGGCCAUGCUGUGGCUGUACUCCAACAACAUCUCCUACAUCCAGGCCUCCACCUUUCAUGGCUUUGCCCGCCUGGAGGAGCUGGAUUUGGGGGACAACCGUCACCUGAGGGCCCUGGCUUCAGACACCUUCCAGGGCCUAGGCCGGCUGCACGCCCUGCACCUCUACCACUGUGGGCUACUCAGCCUGACGCCGGGGAUCUUCGAGGGGCUCAGCAGCCUGCAGUACCUCUAUCUACAGGACAACCAGUUGGAGUUCCUGGAAGAUGAUCUGUUUGUGGACCUGCUUAACCUCACCCACCUCUUCCUCCAUGGCAACAAGCUCUGGUCCCUCCACCAGAACACAUUCAGGGGACUGGGAGUCCUGGACCGCCUCUUACUACACCAGAACCGGCUACAGUGGGUCCAUCGUCUGGCCUUCCACGACCUGAGUCGCCUCACCACCCUCUACCUGUUCAACAACUCUCUGACUGAGCUGUCUGGAGCCAGCCUGGCUCUGCUGUCUGCCCUGGAAUACCUCAGACUCAACAACAACCCCUGGGAGUGUGACUGCAAGGCUCUGCCCCUGUGGGACUGGCUGCGGAGGUUCCGGGGUUCUACGUCGGUCCUGGAGUGUGUUUCCCCUCCUGAGCUCCAGGGCCGGGACCUGAAGGGCCUGAGGAAAGAGGAUCUACCCAGCUGUUCAGCAGGAGAAGCCCGGGGACGAGGGGUCGUAGACGGGGAGGCCGAGCUGGGGGAGUCCCAGACAAAAGACGAGCACCAUCGACUCCAUCACAGGAACCACAAGCACCGCCAUAACCACCACCAGCACCUCCCACACGGGGACCAGAACAACGGGGACCCGUCCUCUUCGCCCCUACCCUUACCCCUUCCCAGGCCGCCCAAGGGGAGUCACGGGAACUGUACCCGGGGCCGUAAGGGAAAGGGUGGCAAGGGGGGUCAGAACGAGGUGCAGGUACUGAGGGGGGAGGAGGACUACACCCCGGGAGGGAAUAAAUACAACCCCUCCGCCCCCCCUCGCAGGAGGAACAAGUGUGUCCCCAGGACAUCAGUUGGCCCGCCCAGUGGGGUCAAGAGAGCCAAUAGUAACGUGGCGUCCUGCCCCGCUGGGACUUUUCUCUGCAUCCUAUUGGCUGUGCUGCUGUCACUCAGCUGAGACUGGGUUUACAUGUCGCUAAUGUUUUAUCAACAACACCCUACAGUACAGUUCAGAACGCACACCUGUGACUGACCAGCUCUGGCUCCUGCACUGAGGUGUGUUUGUGUGUUGAAGUUGAUGCGUUCAUUUUAACUGAAGCUGAUGAGCCAAGGGAAUUACUCGUCGCUCUUUGAUGAUGUCAUAAAGGGGAGUAUCAGUCUUACCUCUAGGGUUCUGAUUGUGUGGUUGAUUCAAUUGAGAAUACAAGAACAAGAAUAUUACUACAGCCAUAUCACCUGAGAGGAAACCUCAGCCAUGAUGAUAACAUGACCCUAACACGUUGUUGCCAUACUAGAAAAACAUCCCUAAAAUGUAAACUGGCCCAAUGCUCUUAACCUCUAGGUUACCUGCUGCCCAUAUUAAACUGUGUUA
Messenger RNA from Salvelinus sp. IW2-2015, 2265 nucleotides. Lineage: Eukaryota; Metazoa; Chordata; Actinopteri; Salmoniformes; Salmonidae. The record is from RefSeq and is a predicted model, not a curated record.